AUGCCUAAUUAUUUUAAUAGCCAAACUGUCAUUACUGCAUUCUUUUCUACAAGAAAGGGAUUGGAAAAAUUCAUUAUAAAAGAAUUGGAAGAAUUGAAUUCAUUUAGAUUCAAAUGUUCUCCCAUAUUAUCAGGUCCCACACCAACCUUAGCACAUUUUCGACUGAGGAAGCACAAAGAAAACAAUUUGAUUAAAAUAGAGUUGCUUCCUGGAGGCGUUGAGAUCCACUGUACGUGGGAAUUUUUUGGGAUAGCUCUAAUUUCAAUUAGAUCAACAGAAAGUGUUUGGCUACGCAUUGGUCGUCCGUUCAGGUGCCAUUCUUCCACAGAUUUGCAAGAAAGGAUUAAAAAUUUACCCUGGAAUUAUUUCAUACCAACGUAUUGGAUUCCUAACAUUAAUAUUAGAUCAAUUUCCAACUUAUCAUCUCUUUGGAACAACAACGUCAUUAAAUCUUCAGUUAAGCAGGCAUUCACUACUAUAUCCGAUAUUCCAUUCAUUAGUGGCCAUUGCCUCUCUAUAGUUUUACAUAGAAACACGUGUUAUGUUUCUUUGCAAUGCUCUGGCCGUUUAUCCCCAAGACAUUUUUCAUUUUAUAAUUACGUUUAUUCUCCUCAAUUUGAGACAAAGACAGUACCAUAUUGGUCUCUCAAUGAAACCAUAAAAAGUGUCCGAAAUAAAUUUGAAGGGAUUCCUUAUUCAUACAAUUAUGCAUAUACAUUACCGUUUUUUUCAAAUAAACGAAAAGAUUCAUCAAAUGAUAAUUUAGAUAUCACCAAGGAGAACUUGUCACACUGGGAAAAUAAUAGGUCAAAAUAUGUUGAUUCAACAAAACUUUAUUCAGAUGACUCUACUGAUUAUAAUGAUAUAAUUACAGCGUGUGUUACUAGUAAGUUAAAUUUAAAUCUUCUCGUAAAGGAUCCCGAACCUCUAAUUAUUUGGGUCCCAUUUUGUGGCAACGGAAAUUUAGUAUUUGAGAUUGCUAGUUAUAUAUUAAAAUUACCUGUGAUAAAUAAUUCAUUAAAAGGAUUGCCUAUUACUGACUUUUCUUGCUUUAGCAACGAUUGGUUUCAUAAUUCUUGGGAUCAUUUCUCUAUUCGCAGAAAACAUAUCUCAAAAUUCAUUAAAACAACUAAAAUAGUUAUAAUAGGGACUGAUUUCCGUGAAUAUUUGCUUAAACAAGCUAAUAAUAAAAUUUUUGAUUUCUACAAUUAUUACAAUCUAUUCUUCAAAGGACAACCAAUAAUCAGUAAAACGGAUAAUAUACAUUCAAAUCAUUCAAGUUUAGAAUCAGAUUUAGGUAUUACUGUUGAUAUAUCCUUUCAUAACGCAAAAUUCCAACAGAUCAUCCCAUUUAUUAAAGGAGCUUUGGUUGUAAUAAAAAUUCCUCACAACAAUUUUAAUAAGCACCUUAAAAUAGAUAACAGUAUACUCUUACUUUACGAAAAACUUGGGAAUAUUAUAUCAUCUAGAUCAGAUUGGAAAGGAGUGUAUGCUUUAUCAAGGGGCCGCUUGUUUGAGCACUUUACUAGGUUGGAAUGGAUUACAUUGUUCGAAUCAUCAAAUUCAAAGGGAAAUAUUAUACGAUUUCAAAGAUGGUCUGGACGAAAAAAGAGCCUAUUUAAAUAUACUACAAAAUCUGAACGAGAUAUUUCACUAAAUCAAAUUGAUAUAUUUUAA
Messenger RNA from Babesia microti strain RI, 1677 nucleotides. Its product is annotated as conserved Plasmodium protein, unknown function. The transcript has 8 exons. NCBI's taxonomy places the organism in Eukaryota, Apicomplexa, Aconoidasida, Piroplasmida, Babesiidae. The record is from RefSeq and is a predicted model, not a curated record. The coding region runs from base 1 to 1677 and encodes 558 amino acids.